UAAUUCUCUUCAUCACCAACUAUAACUAGAGAAGAAGAAGACGACGAAGACUUUGAAGAAACUCUGCCUCCUUCUCCAUUUCUCCCAAACUCUCUCAAAUGGGUUGCGGUGGAACUCUGUUCUACCCACUUCUCAUCACCCUCUCCGUCGCUCUAAUCACAUACAACAUCCUCAUCUCCUCCAACGCUCCUCUCAAACAAGGCUUCCCCUCUUCCUCCUCCUACGACGACCCAGUCAUCCAAUUGCCACGCGGCGGAUCCAGAAUCCGCGCCAACAGCGAAAAGAAUCGAAGACUCUUCCAUACGGCCGUAACGGCCUCUGACUCUGUCUACAACACAUGGCAAUGCAGAGUCAUGUACUACUGGUUCAAAAAGGCCAAAGCUUCCGCUGGACCCGGAUCCGAAAUGGGCGGGUUUACCCGGAUCUUGCAUAACGGUAAACCCGACAAGUAUAUGGAUGAGAUUCCCACUUUCGUUGCUCAGCCUCUGCCUUCUGGGAUGGAUCAGGGUUAUGUAGUUUUAAACAGACCAUGGGCGUUUGUACAAUGGCUUCAACAAGCAGACAUUAAAGAAGAUUAUGUUCUGAUGUCUGAGCCUGAUCAUGUCAUUGUGAAACCUAUACCGAACCUAGCUAAAGAUGGGUUUGGAGCUGCGUUUCCUUUCUUUUACAUCGAACCGAAGAAGUACGAGAAGGUGUUGAGGAAGUAUUAUCCGGAAGAGAGAGGACCUGUGACCAACAUUGAUCCCAUAGGAAACUCUCCUGUCAUUCUCGGAAAGGAAGCUUUGAAGAAGAUUGCUCCUACUUGGAUGAAUGUUUCUUUGGCUAUGAAGAAGGAUCCUGAAGCUGAUAAGGCUUUUGGAUGGGUUCUUGAAAUGUAUGCUUAUGCGGUUUCAUCUGCGUUGCAUGGUGUUAGCAAUGUUCUACACAAAGACUUCAUGAUUCAGCCUCCAUGGGAUAAAGAGGUUGGUGACAAGUACAUCCUACACUACACUUAUGGAUGUGACUAUGAUAUGAAGGGACACUUAACCUAUGGGAAGAAAGGGGAAUGGAGAUUUGACAAAAGAUCGUAUAUUAAGUCACCGCCACCAAAGAACCUUACAAUGCCACCACCUGGUGUUCCACAGAGUGUGGUAACAUUAGUGAAGAUGGUGAACGAAGCCACUGCAAACCUUCCAGACUGGGGGAUCAUAGAGAGAUAGAAACAGUUUAACUUCUUUUUUUUUGGGUCUUAAUCUAUCUAAUUUACGUUGUCGGUGUAGUUUGUAAAAUAUAUAGCUUUUCAAACAAACCGUUGUAUGGCAUUUUACAUCUUAAUUCUCUGUGGUCUCUAACUA
Messenger RNA from Brassica oleracea var. oleracea, 1334 nucleotides. RefSeq lists its product as uncharacterized. The record is from RefSeq and is a predicted model, not a curated record. Gene Ontology annotation, molecular function: glycosyltransferase activity. NCBI's taxonomy places the organism in Eukaryota, Viridiplantae, Streptophyta, Magnoliopsida, Brassicales, Brassicaceae. The transcript has 8 exons. Bases 99 to 1199 code for a protein of 366 amino acids.